UAGGAAUCCGGUCUAAAACAAUACCGUACCUCUUAAAGAGCAGCUGCAGCUGAACCCUAAGCCCUAAAAUCACGAUCAGAUCAGAGAGAGAGAGAUUACGAUCGAUCGACGAUGGAUCAUAUAGCUGCGGCGGAGGAGCAAAUCGUAUCGGAGAGGCUAAGAAGAAAGCUUGAAGAAGUUAAUGUAGCAGCUCAGUCUCAGCUUUCUCCUAUCCAAGAUCACAUCAAUUUCACCCUCCAGCAAGCCUAUUUCAAAUGUGCAUAUGAGUGCUUUGACAGAAGAAGAAAUCAAGAGGAUAUUAGUAACUGCGUCGAGCACUGCAGUGUCCCCGUUGUCAAAUCUCAGCAGCAUUUUGAGAAUGAAAUGGCUCAGUUUCAGGAAAGACUGAACAGAUCAUUGGUGGUGUGUCAAGACAAAUUUGAGGCUGCAAAGCUCCAGAAGAUAAGGCCUGAAGCGGUUAACGAAAUGGAGAGCUGCGUGCACAAAGCCAUUGAAGAGAACCUCAACACAUUACCUCACAUUGUUCAGAGAAUGAAGACAGCAUUUAACAUAGCUAACUAAAACCUCAGCCACUUCUCCUCCCGGGGACAUCUCAGAACAGUGAACUCCAGGACCUGAGUUGAAUAUUGCAGACUUUAAAGACCUUUUGUGUUGUCUAAUUAUAUGAUUUACAAUUUUUUUUUAUUCUUCAUAUAUAAAGAGAUUGAUAGGUUUACAUUGGGCACUGGAAAGAUAACUGUUUUUA
Brassica napus (rape) is the source of this 745-nucleotide messenger RNA. RefSeq names its product protein FAM136A. Bases 112 to 561 code for a protein of 149 amino acids. Gene Ontology annotation, cellular component: cytoplasm. Lineage: Eukaryota; Viridiplantae; Streptophyta; Magnoliopsida; Brassicales; Brassicaceae. The record is from RefSeq and is a predicted model, not a curated record. The transcript is spliced from 3 exons.